UUUUAGCAAAACAACCUUCCUGGCAAUGCGGCAGCGCCUGGCGUCUCAAAUCCAAUGAUUCUUCAUGAUUCCCCAUAGAAAACCAUUGAUCCCGGCCGGCUUGCAGACACGGCAGAAACCUCCUCUAUCGGCUGUGAGUCAAUGGAAGCGUCUCCCACUCACUCUGGUACAUUUGUUUGCUGUGACAUGACGGCCUGCGUCUGCCAGACAGGAUAAUGUCUGAGUGUUUCCAUUGGCUGGAGCGGGACCUCACGCCCUGAGCUCAGGACUGGGAUCAGGGCAGCAGCACGACCCUGUCUGCCGGCCAGGAUGAUCUACAUCAUUAUGGGAGUUUCAGGCUGCGGAAAAACCACGCUGGGGACCUUCCUCUCCCGCAAGCUGGGCUGGCCCCUUCAUGAAGGGGACGAUUUCCACACAAAGGAGAACAUUGAGAAGAUGGCUCGUGGUGAACCGCUCACAGACCAGGACAGAUUGCCUUGGCUUCUCAAACUACAUGACGUCGUUGUGAAAGAACGGCGUUCAGGUGCUGAUGCUCUGGUGGUCUGCUCUGCCCUGAAGCGCCUCUACAGACAGAUCAUUCUCUUUGGCCCCAAAGCCCUCACUUUCUCCUCUUCUAAUGAAGACCCACCUCCCACCAUCCCCGACAUCUACUUUCUCUUCCUUUAUGGUGACUAUGAUCUCAUUCAACAGAGGAUGGAGGCCCGGGAGGGACAUUUUAUGAAAGCGGACCUGCUGCGCUCCCAGUUUGACGCUUUAGAGCCUCCGUGGGACGAGGAGAACGUUUUACCAUUGGAUAUCAGGAGGAGCAUCCCUGAACUUGCCAUGGAGAUAGAGGAGCACUACCUCGACCUCAAGUCAGUGACAAAGACAACAGACAACCUCUAAGAAUGAGAAAGGCAGGGAAGAGUUUGGUGCAUUUGUGAAAUGGGUAGGGAGACGUGUUCAUAGUUAGAAUUAAUCUGUAAUCCCCGUUUCACAUCUAAAACACCAAAUCAUGUGUGAAUCACUAAAAAGAUUGUGUGUUAAUUCAUAUCUCAUAGGGCUGUGAAUUGUGACCAAAGAUUUCUUUUUAUUUUGAAAAUGAUUCAUGUGAUUCCAGUACUAUGCAUCAAAAAAGGAUUUUUUUUUUUUUUGGUUAGAUGACAGUUUGCACCUAGGGUGUAAAGAUUCACAGAGAAAACUUUCACUAAAGUGAAAUCUUUACCUUCUGUGAAGUAGGUACUAACAAGCAUUGCUGUAAUUUGUAGAAAAUGAUUUAAAAGCUGUAAACCAUAAUGAGGUUUGAUAGUGGAUAAUAGAGGAUUGAAGUUCCUCAUCCUUAUUGACUGACAGUUUUUUACCUUUUGAUGCCGACAAAGCCACGUGCAGCACAAGACUGCAAAUCUGACUUCAUACACCAGAAACUAAGACCAAGUAAAUGCUUGUGUAUGAUUGCUCUUUAUAAAAACUAUUGAACUUAUUUUUUGACAGUUUACAGCCUGAGUGUCAACAUAUGUGUAACAUACACAUUGGAAAGUAAGGCUGUGUAGUUGUUGCAUCUGGUUCAUGUGCAGUUGCAUCAGCACAAAUAAAGGAAUAAUUUUUCA
This is a messenger RNA of Myripristis murdjan (pinecone soldierfish), 1586 nucleotides long. RefSeq names its product probable gluconokinase. Gene Ontology annotation, molecular function: gluconokinase activity. Bases 310 to 885 code for a protein of 191 amino acids. The transcript is spliced from 6 exons. NCBI's taxonomy places the organism in Eukaryota, Metazoa, Chordata, Actinopteri, Holocentriformes, Holocentridae. Gene Ontology annotation, cellular component: cytoplasm. The record is from RefSeq and is a predicted model, not a curated record.